AUGCUACUUCAGCCCUCAGCUCCCAACACCAUCAGGUCCGACAUGAAUCAAUCUGCGUCGAAUCAUGGGCAACAGACUUGGCCAGGGUAGGCCCGGGCCUGUGUGAUCUGCCACUCGAAUCGCUUCAAGAAAUCGCAAGUUAUCUCGCCGGCUCAUAUCGACCAAGUCUUUGCGCCUUCAGUCAGACAAGUAAAGCUUGUCAUCAAGCCAGUACUCUAUUCAUCUUUCAUCAAAUCAAUCUCAGGAUUUGCACCCGUGAGAAACUGCAGAACGAUGUUGACAGUCUCGUCAAGACUCUGGCUCGUACGGACUCCGCCCGCCACGUCCACUCCAUCAGCCUCCGAGGGUUUCUAGAUAUCAAGAAACCAAGAAAUGAGAGGGGGUUCACGGACACCGAUCCUCUGGCCUGGUGGAACAGCCUCCGUGCUGACGAAAUCUUCCCCGAUAAGGAACCAAUCCCUUCUACAGAGUAUUUCGUCUACGAUGAGUCAGUCAUCAGCGAAAAUUCCGACGAGGACAAGGCAUGGGCCCCGUUGGUCAACUUCAUCAAAACAUUGCCAUCUCUGAGAAAGCUCGUAUACAACUGCCCGAACCAGUUCCCACCUAGCCUGUUAUAUACCUUGCAUGAAAACCACCCGCAGUGCGAGCUCUACCACCUCACAUUCCGGCUACGGACUCUCUUGUGGGACACUCCCUAUCCCUACGAAACGGCUCUGGCUACAUCUCCAUGCUUGUACAGCGUCAAGGUCGUCUGCUCCGGCCGGGACUCGGACGGCGACGAUGACUUCAACCAGGAGGCGACGAUGGAGCUCGUUGCUGGUCUUGCGCCCAAUCUCAGGGAGGCCACGAUGAUACACCUCUCCAUAAGCCACAGCAAGUUUACCCGGGACAGAGCCCAGUGGAACGGACUCCCGGGCUUCAUCCCAGGAAUGUCCGGGUCAUUGACCUCCCUGUCGCUCGUGGGGCAGGGGGGACAUUACUGGCGCCCAGAGUACAUCCAGACCUGGGCCAGAUUCACAGACUUUUGCUCCCUGCGCCGCCUCACCAUCGAGGGGCCAGGCCACAGGGGGAUCGACGGCGAGGUGAUGGGGUACAUUGCCAAGAACCACUCCUUCCCUCAGCUGAGGGCCCUCAGCGUCAGUCUGGAACGCCAGGACGCGAGCGUGGAGAGGCCCGACUUCACCGCCAACGCCGUCCCCUUCUUCACGGCAUUCGAGCCCCUCGAGGAGCUCUCGGUAUCCGGCCCGCUCGAGCCCGAGAUCCUGGACGCAAUCCUGCACCGACACGGGCGGACGCUGAAAAGGCUCAUGAUGCGUCCAGACGAGGUCGAAUCCCCCGGGUUCGUCGGCCGAGACCGCAAAGAAAUCCCCAUGACGUUCACCAAGGAGCACAUCCUGCAGAUCCAGGCCGAGUGUCCGGCCCUAGAGGAGCUAGGCGUCCGGAUCAAGCGCAAAAAGUCCAGCGCAGCCGAGGUCUAGAUAUACAGAAGCCUCGCCAAGAUUCGACGCCUAAAGUCCCUCUUCCUCGCCCUGGACUGCUCGGACUGGCGGGUCCACCGGGACAGCUCGUACGACCCUUCCUUUGACGGGGAGGACCGCGACAAGCUGGAGUACGGCUACAUGAAGGGCCAUCUGCGAGAAGCCCUGAUGAACUGCGCGGUGGACGAGACGCUGGCGCGGUCGAUCUGGGGAACGAUCCGCGAGGAGGGCAGGGCCCUCGAGUCCCUCAGGCUGUGGACCACCGGCGCCGGGCAUUUCGGCAAGGGCCAGAAUAACAUGGCCGACGGCUACCUCAACCAUCUGAGUCGCUCGUGGCUGAUUGAGCGAGUCCCCCGCGACGAUGUGGAGAUUCUACACGUCAAGGAACUGUGCCAGUCCGAGAGGGAGGCCAGAGAUGCAUCUGGGUACGGGGCCCGGAGGCCCAAGGAGACGGAGGUAUUUCGCAGUCUUUGGCCCAGCAAGGAGGGGAGCAGGGGCUGGCAAGACGAUUGGUCAAGCAUCCCUCUACAGGUUUAA
Molecule: messenger RNA, 2015 nt
Organism: Clonostachys byssicola
Lineage: Eukaryota; Fungi; Ascomycota; Sordariomycetes; Hypocreales; Bionectriaceae
Source: the annotation of a GenBank genome assembly